UUCUUUGGAAGAUUCAUGUUCUUCUGGGUUGGGAUCUUCUAAAGUCUUGCUUUGCUCUGCUUCUCCUUCUUUCUCUUCUUCCACCUUCUCUUCGCCGCUGUCUGCGUCUGAAAACGACGAUUCUGAACUUGAAGCAUCCUGUGGAAUAAAUUCCGUAUCUUCUUCUUCUAGUUCUGUAUCGAUUUGAAUCAAUUUCUCGGUCAUCGUACUUGAAUGGAGCAGGAAAACGAACGCUUGUCCCUCAACACUUUGGCUCGUAUUUUGACCCUAUAUUUCAAUUCUGAAAAGGGUACAAAAAUUACGCCGAGUGCUUUGGAGCUUAUUACACAAUACAUUCGAAUUUAUACCAAAGAAGCUGUUUGCCGGGCGUAUGAGGAAAAGAAACGCUCUUCAAUCACUCUAAAUGAUCAGGAUGAUAUAAUCCUUGAACUGGAGGACUUGGAAAAUGGGAUUGCGGCUCAACUAGCUUUGGACUUUAGUUGAAUGAAUAUGAAGCAGGGAAAGCAUCUCUACCUUUUGUAAAUAAUAGGAAAUUCUUUCAUAUGAUAUUCUGGCUUAUUUGGUUUUCAAGAAUGGUACUGUGCUCGUUGCUGUCCUUGAUUUUAGUAUGUUGAUACUAAUAUAAAUACAUAUACGAGAUCCAUCAUAUAAUGACAAGAUGUCAAGAGAGGAUGUCUUUUUUUUAUCCAUAAUCUACUUCGCUCUCUUGGAUUCUUCUCUCUUAGGAAUGUUUGGUCAAAGGGUUUUGAAUUUAGUCAUUUUUCAAUUAAAGACAGCAUUUGGGGUUUUUACAUUUACUGACUUUUGUAUAUUCUUUAUGGAAUUUUCUAUUUAUUUCGUUCUAAUUCCUGGUCGCAAAUCGAUCUCAAAUGAAAGUCACUGGGAGUUAGGAAUGACAACACUAUUUUAUGACUAGAAUCUGACAGAAAAAAAUGUUUUAGAGUUGUAUAUUACCCUAUAAAUGCUGCUGAUUAAUUGAAAUUGUAGACAGAUGCCAAAAUGGUUUUUGGAUGAGUUGCGUUUUGUUACAACUAAUCCUUUUGCUUUCAUACAUAUUGAUAUAGAAUUCAUAUCAAAUGAUGAUAUGGACAUUUUUUUGUGAUGAUAAUGACCUGUUUUCAGUUUUUGUGACGGAAUAUAAUCACUACCUGGAAAGUCUCUGCUUUCAUGACCCAAAAAAGAAAAGGAGUUCUUAAAUGUCGACUGUCAGCGAACCACUUUUUGAGAUUCAUAUUCGUCAAACUAUGACAUUGUCGUUGUUUUCUCUUUUAGAAAAUGCAUCAAGUUGAAUCAAUAAAAAUUUAAUGAAUGAGGCACGAGUCAAGUUCAGUUGGCAUAACCGUAUUUCCCAUUUGAUCCUAGUACACGUAAAUAUUAUAAGAGCUUAUGGGCAAAUGGAUGCUAAAAAUGAAUUCUUGUACUUUUAUGUCCUGGCUCAUAGGAAUAUCUUAUGAAUCAGAAAGAAGCGUUCUAAUUCUUGAAAAGGCUUCUUGUUUAUAUGAGGCUAGUAGUAUUCUAUUAUGGUCAAGUUUUGAAUAGCAGAAC
This is a messenger RNA of Schizosaccharomyces cryophilus OY26, 1545 nucleotides long. Its product is annotated as CENP-X protein. Gene Ontology annotation, biological process: DNA repair; kinetochore assembly; resolution of meiotic recombination intermediates. Gene Ontology annotation, cellular component: FANCM-MHF complex; Fanconi anaemia nuclear complex. Bases 214 to 483 code for a protein of 89 amino acids. The record is from RefSeq and is a predicted model, not a curated record. The transcript is spliced from 2 exons. NCBI's taxonomy places the organism in Eukaryota, Fungi, Ascomycota, Schizosaccharomycetes, Schizosaccharomycetales, Schizosaccharomycetaceae. Gene Ontology annotation, molecular function: protein heterodimerization activity.